Molecule: messenger RNA, 1206 nt
Organism: Salarias fasciatus (jewelled blenny)
Lineage: Eukaryota; Metazoa; Chordata; Actinopteri; Blenniiformes; Blenniidae
Gene: cldn10l2
Product: claudin 10-like 2
Exons: 5
Coding region: 104-898 (264 amino acids)
Cellular component (GO): bicellular tight junction; membrane
Molecular function (GO): structural molecule activity
Source: RefSeq, a predicted model, not a curated record
UCUCGUCCUCCCCGUCUCACAGGAAACAAGUGAUUCAGGAGAGCUGAGCGUCCUGAGGGGAACUUUAGUGUGGAUUUUCUACCUUUCGUGUCUCAGUUCAGCAAUGAGGAAACGCCUGAUUCAAAUUUUCGGCUUUUUGAUCUCGUCACUGGGGUGGCUCUUCGUGCUGUGCACCAUGGCUAUGGACUACUGGAGGAUUACCCAGCUGGGGGGACAGGGGGGCUCCUUCAUCAUCAAGGUGGCCUGGUACUGGUCCAACCUGUGGAAGGACUGCUUCACUGAUUCAACUGCAGUCACCAACUGCAGGGACUUCCCGGUGCUCUGGAGCGUCACCUAUUACGUCCAGGGAACAAGAGGAUUACUAAUGUGUGGCUUGGCUCUUGGGUUUUUCGGUGUGACUCUUUGCUUCGUUGGGAUGGAGUGCACUUAUAUUGGCGGCGGUGAAACAAUUAAGGACAAACUGCUGUUUUCUGGGGCAGUGUUUCAUUUUUGCGGUGGUGUGUCAGACAUCGCUGGUUACUGCUUAUACAUCAACAGGGUUGCCAGAACCGCCUUUGCUCCCAGUAUAGGACCUGGAGUCUUACGGUAUGACUUAGGACCGCCCAUAUUUUUAGGCCUGGUGGGGGCUUUCUUGAUCAUGUUUGGCGCCGUUCUUUAUGCCGUCACAGUCUGCAGAGUGAUCUGUCCACAGAGCAGAGUGGUGGAAAUCUAUGGGGGAGGAGGACGCACUUACAUGGCCCCUUACUCCAGAGGCAGGACCCUGUACAAUGGAUACUACCGUCCGUCCAGGCAGUACGACUCGUACUACUACGGCUCAAGACGGAGCAACAGCUCCAAAAUCUCAAAGCUCUCUCAAACAGCACCCACCAAACUCUCAGACAGAGACGCAUUUGUAUAGUCAGCCUUCGAUUUCAGAUAGAUCAGAUCGGAUUAACCAACAAAUGGAGAUGCUCACAUGGAAUUUCAUUAUAUAUUAAACAAUAAAGCGAUUCCGAGUGUGGAUAAAAAAAUCAGCUGUCAUGCCCUGAACAUGAUUUGUGUUUGUUGACCAAGUCAUUCUUGGAAUAAAAUAAACUGUCUUUGUUUACUGUUACUCUGUUAAUAUUGCUGUGAUAUAAGCAGAACCUGUAAAGGAUACUGAUGAUGAUGAGUGGAUAUUUAGUAAUAAGAAAAAACAUUUAAUAAAGAUGCACCUUUUAAUUUUCA